AUGAUCCACUUCAAUCAUCGGGCUCCAGUUCUGAUAGUAUGGAGUUUGAUAUUUUUCUUCAUUGCCACAGUAGCAGUUGCACUUCGAGUUGCUUCUACCCAUAUACGACGUCGGGCCUUAAAAACUCAUGAUUACCUUGUUUUUUUCUCAUUGGUGUUAUUGACUGGCUAUGUAGUGGACAUGCUGAUAGGGGCAACCACCGCUGGCUAUGGCGGGCGUACGGCGAAUAUGGCUGUGCGAAACCCGGGAGAGUUGGUUAGCGCAUUGAAGAUAUUCUGGGCAUCAGAAUGGAUAUGGGCAACCUCUACAGUGUGCUUUAGACUGGCCAUACUCCUGCUAUAUAUGGAGAUCUUCCCAGGAAAUCCGAAAUUUUUCUGGUGUGCAACUGGUGUGGGAUUUCUUGUCUUCCUAUACUGGGUAUCUUCAGUCUUGACCAUCGCUUUGCUCUGUCGUCCAGUCGCCUACAACUGGAAUCGCUCCAUUCCAGGAACCUGUGGGAAUGUUCUGAAGAUAGAGUAUGCAUCUGCAGGGUUCAACAUAGGGAUUGAUUUGGGAGUUGUAUUACUGCCGCUCCCUAUUGUCUGGCGACUCCAAAUGUCAAGUCGCAAAAAGAUUGGCGUCACUGCAUCAUUCGCCAUAGGCAUUCUAACGGCCAGUAUCAAUCUGGGCCGCAUCAUUCAGACCAAGCUGUGUCCAGCUGACGACCUAAUUUAUUGCCUGAGGGACUCUUCUAUUUUCAUCAUGGCUGAGAUGACGGCAGGAAUCUUGGUGGCCUGUGUUCCAACGUUUGGGCCCUUAUUCUUUCGCGGGCAAACCGUACGUUCAGCGCAACAACGAGAUUUGCCGACAAUUGGGUCGGCUCGACUACGCCGUCGACCCGCAAAAUUCGACUCUCUCCUUUCUACCCUUGAUCGGAGUCAUAAUGGUGAAGAGCGAGGCCAUACAAAGGAAAUAGAGCCCGCAGGUGGCCCCACAGCACAUGCCGGGGCUAGGGACGAAAAUGAAGCUCCAGGGACAGGUAUUUUGGUCACGCGAGAUCUUGACGUUCAUAGUCUGAAUGUGCUCCCUCGGGUGUCCGAGACUUCUACUGUUUGA
Messenger RNA from Penicillium crustosum, 1095 nucleotides. RefSeq lists its product as uncharacterized. The record is from RefSeq and is a predicted model, not a curated record. Lineage: Eukaryota; Fungi; Ascomycota; Eurotiomycetes; Eurotiales; Aspergillaceae. The transcript has 5 exons. The coding region runs from base 1 to 1095 and encodes 364 amino acids.